Zootoca vivipara (common lizard) is the source of this 5394-nucleotide messenger RNA. RefSeq names its product regulatory factor X6 (gene RFX6). Gene Ontology annotation, biological process: regulation of transcription by RNA polymerase II. Lineage: Eukaryota; Metazoa; Chordata; Lepidosauria; Squamata; Lacertidae. The record is from RefSeq and is a predicted model, not a curated record. Gene Ontology annotation, molecular function: RNA polymerase II cis-regulatory region sequence-specific DNA binding; DNA-binding transcription factor activity, RNA polymerase II-specific.
AUGGAGAAACUGGCCAAGUUCCCGUCCCGGAGCGCCUUUGCGCCGGGCCAGCCGCAGCCUCCGCAGCAGGCGGACGACGACGACGACGAAGAGGACGAAGAGGAGGACGAGGACUGCUACGCCGAGCUGCUGGCCCAAGGCUUGCUGGACGAGGCGCCCCAGGCGGGCUCGCUGCCCGGAGGACGGCGCCGCGGGACCCACGAGCCGGGGCUCAGUGCAGGGAUCAAGGCAGAAAUUCAUUUUAGCCAUGAACCCCUUUCCUUGGAAGAGGAAGAUGGAAAGAACCACGAAAGUAAGAUAAAAUCUCUGAACAAACUCUCGCCUCCGAAGAAAACGAUCACUCAGAUGAUGAAGGAUAAGAAGAAGCAGGCGCAGCUCACCUUGCAAUGGUUGGAAGAGAAUUAUAUUGUAUGCGAAGGGGUUUGUUUGCCAAGGUGCAUCCUCUAUGCACAUUACCUGGACUUCUGCAGGAAGGAGAAACUUGAACCUGCCUGUGCUGCCACAUUUGGGAAGACUAUUCGUCAGAAAUUUCCUCUUCUCACCACAAGGAGGCUGGGCACCAGAGGCCACUCAAAAUAUCACUAUUAUGGAAUUGGCAUUAAAGAAAGCAGUGCAUACUAUCACUCAGUGUAUUCUGGAAAAGGAUUGACAAGGUUUUCUGGAAGCAAGCUGAAGAAUGAGGGCGGAUUCACUCGGAAAUACUCACUGAGCUCCAAAACUGGGACUCUCCUUCCAGAAUUCCCCAGCGCCCAACACCUUGUACUGGAUGGGUGCAUCUCCAAAGACAAGGUAGAUACCCUUAUCAUGAUGUACAAAACCCAUUGUCAGUGUGUUCUCGACAACGCCAUUAAUGGAAACUUUGAAGAGAUCCAACAUUUCCUAUUACAUUUUUGGCAAGGAAUGCCCGACCACCUCCUCCCCCUGCUUGAAAACCCUGUGAUCAUUGACAUCUUCUGUGUUUGCGACUCAAUACUAUACAAGGUCCUUACAGAUGUACUCAUCCCUGCAACUAUGCAAGAAAUGCCAGAAAGUUUGUUGGCUGAUAUAAGAAAUUUUGCUAAAAACUGGGAACACUGGAUUGUUUCAUCACUAGAAAAUCUACCUGAAGACCUUGCAAGAAAGAAAUUACCCAUAGCACGAAGAUUUGUAUCUUCACUGAAGCGUCAAACCUCCUUUCUGCACUUAGCUCAGAUUGCUCGACCAGCUCUUUUUGAUCAACAUAUAGUGAACGCUAUGGUUGCUGAUAUUGAGAAAGUAGAUCUGUACAGCAUUGGAUCCCAGGCAUUGCUCACAGUCUCAGGAAGCAUGGUUUCUGAGGGAGAGGGCUACAUCGAAUAUGACUCUAUUACAGUGUUUCAAGAACUGAAGGACCUUUUAAAGAAGAAUGGCACUGUGGAGUCCUUUAUUGAAUGGCUGGAUACUGUGGUUGAGCAAAGGGUUAUCAAGGCAAGUAAGCAGAAUGGUCGAUCCCUAAAGAAGAGGGCACAAGACUUUCUUCUCAAAUGGAGCUUUUUUGGAGCUCGAGUAAUGCACACUCUCACUUUGAACAACGCAUCAAGUUUUGGUUCAUUUCAUUUGGUCCGCAUGCUUUUAGACGAAUACAUCUUGCUUGCCAUGGAGACCCAGUUUAACAACGACAAAGAACAAGAACUCCAGAAUCUGUUGGACAAGUAUAUGAAGAAUCUGGAUGCCAGUAAAGCUGCUUUUACUGCAUCCCCGAGUUCUUGCUUCCUAGCAAACCGCAACAAGGCUGGCACACUUUCCAGUGAUGCUUCAGUGAAAAAUGAAUGCCUAGUGGAGCAAGCCUAUUUCCCUCUGUCAACCAAUCAGCACAGUGGCGUGCCCUCUGGUCUGAAUCCUUUCUCCAUGGGGAACACUGAAAAUAUGCAGCUAACAGGUCAAACGGAGCUCUCUCAAAGCACAGGUCAUCUCAUGACUCCACCCAUAUCUCCAGCCAUGGUUGGCCGAGGAAGCGUCAUCAACCAGGGACCGAUGGCAGGCAGGCCUCCUAGUGUAGGUCCACCGCUGUCUUCUCAUUCCCACUGUGCUUCUUAUCCGGAGCCCCUGUACCAGACUGUGCCACAAACCAACCCAAACUUUUAUGCUGGUUACCCGGUCAUGUUCAGGACCCAGACUCACUCAUCUUCCUAUCAGCACAGGGCAGAGGCCAGCCAUUUUGCAGCCAGCAAUGAGCAGCAGCACUUCUCCAGAGACUACUUCGGCAGCAGCUGCGCUGUAUCUCCAUACAGCACGAGGUCACCCCCUAACUAUGGGUCCUCUUCGACCAUACAGGAGGCACACGGCAUGCAAUUUCUGAACAGUGGGAGCUACAACUUCAUGAACAGUCCAGCAGCUAGCUCUGGUCAAGGAUCGUCAUAUUCCUCAAAUGCUUCCAAUGGGUUCUAUGGGAAUAAUAUAAAUUACCCGGAAUCCCAUCGACUCGGGUCAAUGGUGGAUCAGCAUGUUUCAGUCAUCAGCAGCAUCAGCAGCAUUCGACCAUUGCCGCCAUACAGUGACAUUCACGAUCCACUUAGCAUCUUAGAGGAUGCUGGAAGGAAACAGGGAGCAUCAUAUUAUGCAGAUGCCUCGAUAGCCUGUCAGAACCCGCUAACUUCAGAUCUGCAGCCUGCUAUACCUACAUCCUCCUCCCAAUGUAUGUAUGGACAUUCUAGACAAUGCCCUUCGCAGGAAGCAAUGGACUCUUCUGGGCAAGGUAAUAGUGAGAUGGUUUCCACCUUGCCACCCAUCAAUACUGUUUUCAUGGGAACUGCUGCUGGAGGCACCUGACGUCCAGAAGUGGCUGCACCCAAUCUUCAGUGCCAGGACUUGAUGGCGAAUACGAAUGAAAUAGUAUUACACAUAAUUUUUUAAGACUACCAAGAAGAUUUUACGAUGCACUGAAAAAGCAACCACAGCUGGUUGCAGAGUCCAUCCUGUGUCAAGUGUCUCUGGACUUACACACAGGAAAAGAGAUUGCCCAUUGCAUUUUCUCUCCUUGUCACAAUUAUAACCAAUAUUCUUGCUUUUUUCCAUGUAAUCAGGAUGCUGUUCUUUCUUGGUGAUCACUUUGCUGCCCCUUGAUGCAUGGCGUACCAUAUGCACCACCUCGUGGUUACAACAGUGUGCAGGUUCACACCUGACAAUGGGUUGGCUAUUCUGGAUUUAACAGCUUUGCUGUACCAUCAUGAUGUUCUGGAUCAUCUCACAACAACACCCCUAUAUCACAGAGUUCUGCCGUUGCUCUGAGGCAGCAGUUGCUGCUCUCCAACUAUAAACAGCUCAUAAUCAGAGCGAACUCUCUUGUUCUGCUUAAAUGUCCUAGUUACCACCCUUUCUCUAAUUAAUUUUGUACAGGCACUGGAUAUGUGCCAAUAUGCACAUUGUUCACUACUGUAUUUACACCAAGUGCUUUCUAAUCUAUAUUUGCUGCAUGCAUAGUGAAGUGUAGCUUUAUUUCACAACUGGAGACCUGCUAGCUUUUGUGCACCGGCCCUAGAUAUCUUUAGUAUGUACAUACUGCUCACAGCUGGCAUCCAGCAACUGAACUGGAAGGAGGUCAGGCGAGCAGCACAACUCCACCACUCUGCCCACUACUGGCUCCAGUAGGCCUGGAUACGACCCCUGCCUUGAAGAACAAUUGCCAGUCAGCACAGAGCAGAUGAUUUUGAGCUACCAUAGAUGGAUCAAUGGUCUGAUGCAGCAGAAGGCAACUUCCUAUGUACCCACACCACAAAGUCCAUGAAGCAGUAUGACUGUGACAAUGCUGUACUUACAUGAAACAUCUGGUGUCUGAGUAAUGUGACAGCAGCCAUGAACUGUAGUGCUUGGCUAUGUAACAUCCCAUGUGUGCAUGAACCAUGUGAGCCAGCCUUUCAAUAUAUAAAAUCAGAAUGCUAGUCCGUGAUCCAUGUGAGCUGAUGAAAUUUUCACAGUAUUCCUCCAUAAAGCACUGAAAUUUUUGCUUGUUUUUUUGUUGCUAAAGUCCCAGAAUUUUUGUCUUUCUGCUCUGCUUUGUUGUGCUAUGAUCUUCGGAGCAAGAAAAACUAGUGAUAAGUUCCAACGAAUUGUGGGGGGGGGGGAAACAUUCCUCUGCCUCAUUAUUCCUCUAAUUUAUAUUUAAAAAGCAGUUGUCCUGUAUCUUCAUACAUACAUUUUGUUUAUUUUGUAAAAGCAAAGAAACAUUAUUUAACACAUGUUAUUUACCUUUAUUUAUUGGAGUUGCAGAGUUCUUUGCAAGUUGCAAUUCUGUUUGGCAGAUUGUCAAAUGUAUGUGUUCUACCUCCUAUGGAAAUGUUUACAGGGUCAUUUUUUAUGAUGGGGUGGAGAACCUGUAGUCAUCCAGAUGUUGUGGAACUCCACUUUCCAUCAGCCCCAGACAACACAGAGCAGUGGCUGGGUAUUAUGGGAGUUGUAGUCCAAUAACAUCUGCAGAGCCACAAGUUCAUCGUUUCAUUUUAUUGCUUCAAACCUAUCUGGACCAAACUUGCAUUUACUAAUCUUGUGGAUUAAAGGGUUUAUUUCAAAUGCUAUCCCGUGGCAGUCUCAUUUUGUUAUUUUGUUGUUCUCUGGUUGGUUCAGACCUACACUCUUCCCCCACCUGAUGCUCACUGGGUGUUUUGGAUCAUAAGUUGUACUUCUAGAGGGCACCAGAAUAGGGAAGGCUGUUUGAGCGUAUAUUUCACAUGGACAAAAAAUAUCUUUAGCCAUCAUUUUUCAUGGUCAGCAUUUCUUGUGAAUUCCUUAUGGUACAAUUGGAUUCACCAUGAGUUAAAUUGUCUCUCAGUUCCAGUGACUGAUAAAUCUCAGAGCUCCUUCUUAACUGAAAACAUUCCUCAAUUAUGAAUCUUUCAGCUGGACUACCACAUGCAGCACGAAAGGAAGGGUAUCUAGGGUUUUUCCAAACCAGGCAUUCUACAUGUCUUCCUUUGGGCUCCUUUAAAAAACUGAGAUCAUGACCUUAGUCACCUUAGACACCCUAUCAUCCUUAGCUAGUAGGAAUGAUGGGACCCAAGUUUUUUGGGGGACCCAAGUUUGAGAAAAACUUUUAGAAUCUUAAAUCCUGGCUGCAUUUUUGGGAACACAUUGAACCAUGACUACGGUAAGUCACCUUGCCAAUAUUCCUCGUAGCCUUACAUGGUAUGACCAUAGUUUAUGGUUGUGUUGUGUACAUACCUCUCUACUGAGUACAAUUCAAAGUGUUGGUGCUGACCUUUAAAGCCCUAAAUGGCCUUGGUCCAGUAUACCUGAAGGAGCGUAUCCACCCCCAUCAUUCAGCCAUCAUACACUGAGGUUCAGCUCCGAGGGCCUUCCGGCAGUUCCCUUACUGCGAGAAGUGAGGUUCCAAGGAACCAGGUAGAGGGCCUUCUCAGUAGUGGUGCCCACCCCGUGGAACAC